AGAGCUUUGUGCAUGAUAGGCAAGUGCUCUCCUAUAUCUCCAGCCCUAUUUUAAAAUUUAUAUAAAUCGUAUCAGCAUAAUAUUCUACAGCUUGCUUUUAAAAUGGCCAUUGUAUUUAAUAUUUAUUACUGGCAGUGUGCAGCCCUGGCACACUUUUCCCCCACAGUCUAAUAUUCCAUCCCCUCUGCCUCACCGCCCCCUGCUGGUGCCCUUUGAGCUCUGUGUGUUUGGGUCAGACCCAGGUGUUUGUCUGGGCGGUCACAGCAGUCACACGAGCAUCUCUGAACCUCUCAUACACUGUAGCACGGAGUGAGACAGCUUGAGUGCCGAGUGAUGCCAGGGGCACGGCUGAUGUCAGCCCCCAGCCCCUCCACCUCAGCCCCGCGUCAGGGUGCGUUUGGCAGCUCUUCCUUGGGCCUGGCCUCUGCAGCUGGGAUGUACAUAUAUGGUGGGGUGACGGGGACUCAGAGGUUCUUGGCCACGAUGUGCUCACUGCCUGUCCUCUGCUCUGCCUCUAGAGGCGGCCCCCAGGGACAGCGGCACUGGCUCUCUGCAAAGGGUGGCCCAGCCUUCGGCGCAGGCUGGGUCGGGACCCUGGAGGGUUUCCAGGGCCAGGCUGGGAGCCGCAGUGUUCCCAGAGCUCUUUGGCUCCCUCCUGGCCGCCCGGUGCCAAGACUCCACUUCCUGGAAUGCCCGUCUUGGCCUCGUCCCGCUGGGAUACUUCCCCCCCAGAAUGCCCUCCUGCAGCUGCCAGCCUGACAGGUGGCGCCUGGGCUUGCUUCAGGGUGUGGGCCAGGAUCCCCGUGGGUUUGCGCUCAGCGUGGGGCUUCCCCUGGGGGCCCUGGUCUCCCUUCUCUGUCCCUACCCACUCGGAACUGCUUGAGGCCAGGUGUCCUCUUCAUGCAGCACAGCUCAGGGCAGGCCACUGGGGGCUGGUGACACGCCCCGGGUUGAGGAUGCAUGUCCCACCCCCACCGUCUUCCCGGGCCCACAGCAGACGCAACAGCCAGGAAGUCUGUGGUCCGGGACUGCAUUCCAGGGUGGCUCACCUCGUUAAACCCUGGGUCUGGACCCCAGCCCCACCCUUCUUGUUAGCAGGACACUGGUCGUGGAGCCUCUGUGGGCCUCAGUUUCCUUGUCUGCCGAGCGGGAAGGAGCACUCGCCACUGCACUGCCUGCCUGCGCUGUGGCCAGCUCAGCCCCACCCUGCCCUCGCACCCUCCGCUUCCUUCCAGAGCAUCCAGCAUCCGGUGCCACCUGGAGCCCAGGCUGCCCACCUCAACGAUCUCCUCUGCACUGUGGGGCCAUGAGCUGCAUCCCAAGUGGCAUCGUCCCCUUGGGGCUGGCGCUGCUGGUGUGCGGUGCCCAGGGCUUCCUCCUGCCCAACGUGACUGAGCUGGGGGAGCUGCUGGGCCGGUACCAGCAGGCGGAGCCACGCACGCGGGUGCGCAGGGCCAUCCCCCGGGAGGACCGCGAGGAGAUCCUGCGGCUACACAACCAGCUGCGGGGCCAGGUGUCCCCGCCCGCCUCCAACAUGGAGCACGUGACCUGGGACGAGGAGCUGGAGCGGUCGGCGGCAGCGUGGGCCCAGGAGUGCAUUUGGGAGCACGGGCCCACCAGCCUGCUAACGUCCAUCGGGCAGAACCUGGCUGUGCACUGGGGCAGGUACCGCUCACCUGGCUUCCAUGUGCAGUCAUGGUACGACGAGGUGAAGGACUACACGUACCCGUACCCCCACGAGUGCAGCCCCUGGUGCCCGGAGAGGUGCUCGGGUGCCAUGUGCACCCACUACACGCAGAUAGUCUGGGCCACCACCACCAAGGUUGGCUGUGCCGUGCACACGUGCCGCAAGAUAGACGUCUGGGGGGAGAUCUGGGAGAACGCCGUCUACCUGGUCUGCAAUUACUCCCCCAAAGGGAACUGGAUCGGAGAGGCCCCAUACAGGACUGGCAGGCCGUGCUCCGAGUGCCCGCCCAGCUACGGUGGAGGCUGCAGGAACAACCUGUGUUACCGAGGUCCAGCAGCCUGUCCGGAGCCUGUCCUACAUCUCGGGGCUGCACAAGGCGGGAGACAGCCCAAGAGGGGCAUGGCAGGCCAGGGACCUGUGUCCCACACAGCUGAGAGGCCCUGCAGGACAGUGGGACGAGGCCUGUGCCCUGACCUUCCCAGGCUGCCAGAAGCCCACCACCCCACAUCGGAGACAGACGAGAUGAACGAGGUGGAGAAGCCCCCGGUAACCGAGGAGAAGCAUGUCUGGGUCCAGCCCAGGGUGGUCAGGCCCACGAAGCCCCAGAAGAGCCCCACGGUCACCUACAUGACCCAGAUUGUCCAGUGUGACACCAAGAUGAAGGACAGAUGCCAAGGCUCCACAUGCAACAGGUACCAGUGCCCAGCAGGCUGCCUGAGCUCCAAGGCCAGCGUCUUCGGGACUGUGUUUUAUGAAAGUUCCUCCAGCAUCUGCCGGGCCGCCAUCCACUUCGGCAUCCUGGAUGACGGGGGCGGCCUGGUGGACGUCACCCGGAAGGGGAGGAAGCCCUUCUUCGUCAAGUCCCAGCGGCACGGCGUGGAGUCUUUGAGCAAAUACAAACCUUCCAGCUCAUUCAUGGUGUCAAAGGUGAAAGAGCAGGACCUGGACUGCUACACCACAGUGGCUCAACUCUGCCCAUUUGAGAAGCCGGUUUCCCACUGCCCGAGAGUCCGCUGUCCGGCCUCCUGUGGGGACGAGCCGGACUACUGGGCCCCAGUGAUCGGAACCAACAUCUAUGCUGACACGUCCAGCAUCUGCAGGGCGGCCGUGCAUGCCGGUGCCAUCCAGGACGACAGUGGGGGCUCCGUGGACGUGAUGCCCGUGGACAAGAAGCGGAGCUACACGGGCUCGCUGAGGAACGGCGUGCAGUCGGAGAGCCUGAGUGCUGCCCGGGACGGAAAGGCCUUCCGGAUCUUUGCAGUCCGACAGUGAACGUUCCACAUGGGGGACAAGGGGUGUCUUCAACAGGGACUCGGGGUUUUGCUUUUCCUUUUGUCAUUUGGGGGAGUGGGGUGGGGAAGCGGAGGGUCAGGGAACUUCCUCAGAACGGUGUUGGUGUCGUGUCCUUUGUUGGUCAGCGGUGGGCUAACAGUGUUCAGAUCUGUGAACAGCUGGCACCAGACCUGCUGGGCCCUGGGGUCUCAUGCAGGGCCCCUCUCUCCUUUAGGGGCCGGCCCUAUCCCUUAUAGAGUCCAGUCACCAAGCUAGCCCUGGCCAGGUGUUCUCUUGGGAGUGGCGGGCAGAUUCCACCCUCAAAAGAACACAGUGUUUGGAGGUUGCCACUGCCAGGUGUUGGGCCUGGAGGAGGCCCCAGCAGUUCGUGGGUUCAGGAAUGGAGAGAGAGUGGUUAUUUAAAAGUAGAAAGCCACGGUCCAUCCCCGCUGGUGGAGAAAAGAGCUUCACGUUUGCUGGUCAGACAAGUGGCUGGGGAAGCCGGGCCCACCUGGCAGUGUGGCCCCCCUGCCCGGGCCUGCUCUGCACCAGCGGGGGCUGUGCACUCAGCAGUGCUGGUUGGUGCAGACUUCAGCAGCAGCUCAGAGAUGCGUCCUGUCUUUGUCACUCCCUGCGUCCUGUGUGUGGCCUGCUUCCUGCCGUGACCUUUGGUCUCAUUGAGGACUGAUGCUUCCGGGUCCCUUCUGUCCCCUCCAGUGUCACUGUGUGGCCAGGGCUCUGGCUUCACCCCCAGGGUCUGGUGGUCCCAAGAAGGUGUCCGAGCACAGCCGAGGGCAGCUCCCCGCACGGGCGAGGCUGGGAGAGAAUGUGUUUCUGCUUGUUUCGGUCAGGAAACUGUCCCUGGCGCAGCAGCACGAGGACAGCACUAGAAGGGGUUCUCUUUCUGUUUUCGUGGUCCAGCUUCUGGGUCUUGAGGGACUCUGUGCUGUGAGCCCUGGCUUCUGUCACUCAGAAACUUCUUCAGGAGCUGGGCCAGAGCCACAGUGAAAUGCAACACCCUUUGAAAAUUGCCUCCUGGAGAGGGCAAAAUUCCACAUUCGCUGCUGUAGGUCGAUGUCACUUGUCAUCAGAAUGUGUCACAGGGAAGGAACUACAGCAGGUAAUCAAGUGGGUUCAGGUGGCUCCUUUUUUGUUCAGUUGCCCUAAUUAAUGCAGACCCUGAUGAUAACCACCUUUUAAAAAUCAACCCUCUUUGGGGUUUUACAAGCCAACUGUCGGCUGCCUGAGCGCAGUGCAGCAGGAUGAUGUCGCUGUGUAAUUCAGGGACCCUGAUGUUGGGGCCAAAUGAUUUGGGUCCCGCUCAGGUGGGCGGCUCAUGACCAUUGGACGUCAGCUCUUCGUGGAGGAGUUGUGUGGCCAGACCCCGGCUUCGUCCGCUGCAUCGGUGCCCCCGGCGAGUCCGGUGGGGUCCAGCACUCGGGUUCCAGAGUGCCCACCCCAGGCCGAACCGGAAGUUCCAGUGUAGCCAGCGCUGUCACUUUAGUCCCAGGUCCUCCGUGUCUCCUUAGCUGCUGUCCGCCUGGGAGGUGGCGGAUGAAGCCAGGGUCAGACCUGGAGGCCUUUUCCACCCUUAUAAACAUUUGGAACUGGAACCACUGUUCUGUGGGAGAUGAAGUGCGAGUGUAAACCAUGAACCUCUGUAACCAGGCCACCUCCAGUUUGUUGUUGACCUGAGUCCUUCCCAUCCCCUCGCCAGCGAAGUUCCGGUUGGCUUCUGGUUUUGCCAUCAUUCUGGGAAGGGCUUUGGAUUUCUCAGUUACCUGUAGGCUCACCUGGCCCGCAGUUUGUGUGUGUGCUUUUUUCUAUGAAAAAUGAUGUAUUUUACUACUUCUUAUGUACAAAAGUUUAUUAUAAAUGAUUUUUUUGUGUGCUUUGCAAGAACAGGGCUGCGUGGGUUGUUGCUAUGGUUCAAUAAAGCCAAUGUGAUUCCUCAGCUGUCUCUCCAGU
This is a messenger RNA of Fukomys damarensis (Damara mole-rat), 4927 nucleotides long. RefSeq names its product cysteine rich secretory protein LCCL domain containing 2 (gene Crispld2). The record is from RefSeq and is a predicted model, not a curated record. Gene Ontology annotation, cellular component: extracellular region. Lineage: Eukaryota; Metazoa; Chordata; Mammalia; Rodentia; Bathyergidae. The transcript is spliced from 15 exons. Bases 1307 to 2959 code for a protein of 550 amino acids.